Sitophilus oryzae (rice weevil) is the source of this 933-nucleotide messenger RNA. RefSeq names its product E3 SUMO-protein ligase NSE2-like. Gene Ontology annotation, molecular function: zinc ion binding; SUMO ligase activity. The transcript has a single exon. Gene Ontology annotation, biological process: protein sumoylation; double-strand break repair via homologous recombination. NCBI's taxonomy places the organism in Eukaryota, Metazoa, Arthropoda, Insecta, Coleoptera, Curculionidae. The record is from RefSeq and is a predicted model, not a curated record. Bases 156 to 833 code for a protein of 225 amino acids. Gene Ontology annotation, cellular component: Smc5-Smc6 complex; nucleus.
UUUUAACAUGAAAAUCAUAUACUAUAAAAAAAGGGAUUUAAAUUGGUACUACCGUGAAGCUAGGCGUGCAUGAAAAAUUUUAAUUUUUGACAUUUGACAUUUACAAAAGAAAACAAAACAUUUGAAAUUUAAAUUUAAUUUUAUGAAUAUAUAAAAUGGCUUUAAAGGAAAGAUAUAGUGUAGCUUUAAACAAAUGUUUAAGAACAUUAUCAUCCUGGAAAAAUGUUAUAUCUGAUAACUUGGAUACAUCAACGGAACAAGUGGAAAUGCAAAAGUUCCAAAACCUUCUAAAAGAAUAUUGCCUUAUUGACAACGAUUUUAAGAAAUCCGAACAAGCGAUAAGUCUUGUCGAAGACAAAUUAGGCAAAAUUGAAAACUUGGAGGAUAUUGAUAAGGUUUUCCAAGAAAAAUUAUCAGAACAACCUGAUGAAGAAGUAACAUCAAGUGAAAUAUGGCAAGAGUACUUCCUAGAAGAUUUAUCUGUUCAAGAACUGAAACAGAAGAAGAAGAAAGACAAGGCAGUGUAUGAAGAAGUCGGUGACGACUCCGUUUUGUGUUCUAGUUCCUUUACACCGCCUAUAGAUCCAAUUUCAAAAACAGUGAUUCGAAACCCGGUCAAAAAUAAGAAUUGCAAGCACAUUUACGAAAGCGAUUCUAUAUAUCAGUACAUGAGACAAUCGAAACGUAAAGCUAGGUGUCCCUAUGUUGGCUGUAAGAAUAAUAAGUUGGAUGGAUCGGAUUUAACAGAGGACAAAGAAUUAGAAGAAAAAAUUAGUCAGUAUAUUGCACAAAGUCAGGAUAGUUCUGACGGUGAUAGUAGUGAUGACGAUUGAUUUAUCACUUUAGAGAUUGUAAGAGAGUUUGACGGUGUUCAUAUUUUGUACUUGAUUAAUAAGGAUUUGUAUACCUAAAUAAACAAAUAAUUUGUUAUAA